Molecule: messenger RNA, 2016 nt
Organism: Saimiri boliviensis boliviensis (Bolivian squirrel monkey)
Lineage: Eukaryota; Metazoa; Chordata; Mammalia; Primates; Cebidae
Gene: PNMA5
Product: PNMA family member 5
Source: RefSeq, a predicted model, not a curated record
GCAGCCUCCACGCUGCCAGCAGAGCCAGCCCAGCAAGGCAUCUGCAGCACACACAGCUGAGUCCUUUGGACAUUGAGGAGGAACCCACAGCAGGAGGAGGCUGUGGAAUCCUGGGACACUUCUGCCUUCCUAGUUGGCAGAGGCUCAGAAUUCUUUGAGUGCUGUCAAACUGAGCUGAUUGCUGCUCUAGUACUAGAUCGGUCCAUAGAAAGUGGGAGCAAUGGCGGCGACACUGCUAGAGGAUUGGUGCAAGGGAAUGGACAUGGACCCCAGAAAGGCCCUGCUGAUCGUGGGCAUCCCUGUGGACUGCAGUGAGGCGGAAAUUAUGGACACCGUGAAGGCAGGCUUGCAGCCCCUAUGCGCGUACAGGGUGGUGGGGAGAAUGUUCAGGAGGGAAGACAAUGCUAAGGCAGUCUUCAUUGAAUUGGCUGACACUGUCGAUUAUGCUACUCUGCCCCGUGAGAUACCGGGAAGUGGGGGCUCCUGGGAGGUGGUGGUAAAGCCCCGUAACCCAGAUGACGAGUUUCUCAGUAGACUGAACUACUUCCUGAAAGAUGAGGGCCGUAGAAUGAUAGAUUUGGCCAGAGCCCUAGGAUGGGUCGGCUUACCUGCAGAGAGCCUGGAGGCAGAGAUCAUGCCCCGAGUUACCCCCCCACCUUUGGAGCCUCUGAAAGAAAGUAGGUGGUACCGGAAACUGAAAUCGUUUUCGGGAACUGCUUUCCCUAGCCCAGGCGAAGAGCCCUUUGAGGUCUGGCUAGAGCAGGUCACUGAGCUCAUGCCCGUAUGGCAAGUGUCUGAAAUGGAGAAGAGGCGGCGUUUGCUGGAGAGCUUACGCGGGCCUGCUCUGUCAAUCAUGCGGGUGCUCCGAGCUAACAAUGACUCCAUAACUGUGGAGCAGUGCCUUGACGCCCUAAAGCAGAUCUUUGGGGGUAAAGAGGACAUUAGAACCUCCCAGUUUAGGUUUCUGCAGACCUUUCCGAAGGCUGGAGAGAAAGUCUCAGCUUUCCUGCUGCGCUUAGAGCCCCUGUUGCAGAAAGCCGUGCAGCACAGCCCCACAUCGGCGCGCAGCACAGACACGAUUCGCCUGAAGCAUGUCUUAGCUCGGGUCUCCAUGACUGCUGCCCUCCGGGGCAAGCUGGAGAUCCUGGAUCAGCGAGGGUGUUCUCCCACUUUUCUGGAGUUAAUGAAGCUCGUUCGAGAUGAGGAGGAGUGGGAGACCACUACAGCAGUGAUGAAGGAUAAGCAGAAGCCUUCAGGAAGAGGCCGCGGUAGACAGGCAAGAGCAGAAGUCAGUGUGUCUGCCCCUCAGGUCACUGUGCAGCCGGGCUCUUUUAUGGACAGCAGCACCCAGACCAUUCAGGGAAGCUUAACCCCGUUAGUGAAGCGCAGGCGGCUGUCAUGCAGUGAAAGCCCUGGGGAAGACUGCGGCCAUGCCAUGUGUCCCAAGGAGGAAAACCAGACUCCAGACAGGGAGGGGCCACAGGCCGAAGGAGCGGUGUCGGGAAACGAGUCAGGGGCUGGGGCCAUGAGCCAUCCCAAGCCCUGGGAAGUAUAGGCUCACAAGACCCAGGCACUCCUUCCCCUGGCACGCAGCAGGGACCUUUUAACAAGGGGAAAGGACAGCUUACACAAAUAGGGGACUUGAUUGGGGCAGAGGGACAGGGAAGCCAGGUUGAGACCAAGUCCCCUUACUUUCUACCAAUUGGAAAGGACUUUACCAACCAAGACCAAAUAGCAUGUGGUUCAGUGGGGGCCAGGCCCAUGGGCCCUAAGAGGUACAGCAGACACAAGCAGGGAGCCACUACAGUUAGCACAUGGGGUGCCGGGGCUUUAGAUGAGGGCCCCAACAUAGCAGAGGCUGAAGAAGGUGUGUCUGAGGGCUCUGGCCUGCUCAUCUGGCCACCCCCAAAUACCCACCCUGUGGACUUCGAUCCCCAGGCCAUGUGGGGCCUGGAGGAGCCUGCCUGGGGCUUGCCCCUGCCAGGAGCCAGGGCUGGAGAGGAAGAGCUGUGGGGC